CCCAUUCUAACUUUCGUCCUUGUCUCAGCUUUACAUAGUGCUAAGUGGCCUGCUAGGCUGAUACGUACAAGAUUGAUUUGAUUUCUUGGAGUUAAGUUUUGUCCUUUGGUACCCCAUAUUCUUAAUGCCCCGACCGUUGCUCAAUGGUUUCUGUAUGGGAUCUCGUACUAAAUGCUUCUUAAUUCCAACAACCAUGUCUUGCUUGAAUUUAGUAUUCAGCCCUCUGUGAUGACACAUACAUUUUGAAAUACUUGUCUGAUUUUUGUUUCCUUGUCUUAAAAGACUUGUUGAGUUUCGUUUUUAGGGUAUGGGGAGAGACAUGGAUAUGAAUGUGCUUCCUGUUCUUCAGGACUACACAAUGUUGUCCACCUUCAGUUGGAUUUUGUUACCAUUCUCGUUACUUGUGUUUUGUCCGAUCCCAUUUCUCAGUAUUCAUUGUAUCAUUUAUGUCCCAAAGUGAACACGUUAUGAAAAAGUUGAAAGAACAAUUGCGUCAUUAUGUAUGAAAAAAAAAACAUAUCCAAUAGAUAGCUUUUGAAAUUGAAGAACAAUCGCAGAUUCAUGAAAGCUUUGAGCUUUAAAAAAAAAAACGCACAGAGACAGAUUGGUUAAUCUUCUUGUCCUAAAGGAAAUACCUUGGUCUGGUCUGUUAGGAAACGGUCAUCUUUUACUUCUUGCAGAGAUUCGCUUCGAUUGCUUCUCUUCUCUUUGAUUCGACUCUAGGGUUUCUCUUUUACUUCUCGUGUCGUGAUUGAAAGUUUCAGUUUUUUUUUUUGUUUGGGGUAUCAAAGAGGGUUCUGAUUUCAUUCCGUUGCUUCAAUCAUUGCAAUCGUUUCUGUGUCUCGCUUUUAAGAUUUCAGAAGCUAUCGAAUGCCCCCUUCUGCUUUCUCCAUCAUCUUCAGCAAUGUUCAACCUCCUGUAAAAGCUUGUUGUUGCCAAAUUGGCUGAUUGUGUUUUUUUAGGUGUUUUCUCUGAAUUAGUUUGAUGGCAGGAAAUGGAAUGCCUACAUUGGGUCGUGUCAAGGUUUGUGAUUUAGCUCCUAGUGAAGGUUUACCUUCUGAUUCUUACAAGUUGGCCGUGACUACAUUAUCUCAAUCUCUGGCUCAGUACUCUGCAGCCAUCAUCCAGUUUCCAACUAGCGAUGGAGCUCUCCUUAGAUCUGGUCUUGAUUCUGCUCGGCUCUAUUUUCAUCAGAGAGAUUCAUAUCCAGCCGCUAAUAAUAAUAUGAUCCACACAAAUGAUUCAAGUGAUUGGUGCAAGACCUCUGGCUACUAUGCAGAUCCUCAGUCGUGGCAAGAGAGUUACGAGUACAGACCCGGUUUGAGUCCCACUGAGCCAACCAAUUCUAUGGAGUUCCCUCCAUCUGGUUUGCCUGAUAUCUUUGCUUUACUAGGCAAAGCUGCUCGUGUAGUUCUUGAUGCCAUUGGUUUCUAUUUGAACUUGAGAAGCUGUCCUUUUACUGAGAUUCUUGAUAAUGUUCCUUUGAGGAGUAAUGAGAUAUCGUCCUCUGUGUUGUCUGUUUGCUGUUAUGCUAGGCCGUCAUUUCAUGGAGCACAGCACCAUAACUUAACAGAAGACGAGCAGCUUAUCCUGUAUUCAGACCAUGAUCACCAACUUGACAAGAGUCUGAUCUCGUUUGUGAAAUCAGAUAAGGCAGGGUUGCACAUCAGGGACAUGCAUGGGCAAUGGAUUUUAGUUGAUAUGGAUCUUGGUCCUCAAGAGGCUGUUGUAUACCCGGGGCUAGCUCUUUACCAGGCUACAGCAGGAUAUGUGAGUCCAGCAGUUCACAGAACCGAUUUAAACAGUAUGCAAGGAAGUAUAGAAGGGAGGUUCUCCUUGGCCUUCAAACUCAUGCCAAAAUCAAUGACCAAUCUGAGUUGCUCUGAGAUGAGAGCUGCAGGUCAUGGUGUUGAAGCUCAGUUUCAGCUCCCUGUUUCAGUUGAUGACUUCAUGCAGAGACCUCACUCAAAUGAUGAGCUCUUUAACAGACAGACUUUGCAAAGCUUCAGCGUCCCUCAAUCCCAGGAUGGGUCAAUGAAACAGCUGAAAAAGCGGAGGAAGAGCGAUUCCAGAUGCAAACCACUACCACCGUCAAAGCGGCUGAGAUUAGAAGCGCAGAGAGUUCUGAAGGAACGAGUUCAGGAGAUUGCAGACAAAAAAGGAAUCAAGCUCAGAUUCUGCAACCUCAAGGAGUGCGAGAACAACCACAAUGUAAUGAACAGCCCUUGUGCGGAUAUAAAAAGGGAGAUUGGGUGGCCGCACGGAGUUCCAUUUGUUCAUCCUCACGACCUCCCCAAUAAAGCUAAAAUCGGUUUCCUAGAGACAUAUGAACCAGGAUGGUCUGAAACACAUGACAUGGAGCUCGGUCUCUCUGAAACCGCUCAGGGGAACCAACAUGUGACUAACUGUAACCAUUCUUUCACCCAAUAACUCGUGGUCCUUCCACUGAAACUUAAUUCCGAGGUUACCAGUUCAUAUAUUUUGAUUGCAGGAGAUGAGACAAUGAGAGUUCCAGUUUUGGUCUCUUGUGUUCCUUAAUUGUUCAGAUCAGGUUUCAGUGUCAGUGGUUGCACACGCUAUGUAUGAGCUAGGGAACAGCAAGACGAGAUACAGCUAUGUGAAUUACUCUUUUUAUUAUUUGACUCAUUGUACAUUGUGUUUUUGUAUGAUAUACAAGUAUAGCAUGUACCGAGAUUCUCAUCUAUGCACAAAAAUCAUCUCAUGUGGUAUUA
Messenger RNA from Camelina sativa (false flax), 2732 nucleotides. The record is from RefSeq and is a predicted model, not a curated record. Lineage: Eukaryota; Viridiplantae; Streptophyta; Magnoliopsida; Brassicales; Brassicaceae.